UGUCUGCCUUUCAGUGUUUUACAACUUGAGAAGGCAGCGGCUGUUUUUAUUCAAAAGAUGGAGAGGAGGCAGGAGACAUCCUCUUGAGUGGCUUUGGCAAGCUCUGGAAAUCUCUUCCUACACAUGAUGGUCUUCGGUGCAGGAAGUGCAGCUCUUGGGCGACUGUUUCCAAAUACUCCCUCUGUCUCCAUCUGCUGGAAAGAGCUGCUGGACCCGAGCAGUAUCCGGGAUACACCGAGUUCAGAGGCAUAAAGGAGACACAACCAAAAUAGCGGAUCGAGGCCCCAAUUUCUUUUUCUUGCUCCAAAAAAUUUGGUUUAUUUAUAUGAUAGAAAAUUCGGAGAAAUGAGGGCUUCUGUGCUGCAUCCGCUUUUCGGAUUUGUACGUAUAGCUGAAUUUCCUCCACACCGCAGCCAGUGAAAGCAGCAGCAUCUAGGAGCCAGAGUCCCCCACCGUCCUCCCGUGAAACCGUCACGGCUCCGAGGCCAGAAGUGCAUGGAAACAUGGCUGCUAUGAGGACUUUAACCGUGGCAGGUCUGUUUUUGGCGUUUUGCGCCUUGGGACUGAUAACCGUGGCGAUCAGCACUGACAACUGGUACGAGACGGACGCCAGGCGGCACCGAGAGCGCUGCAAAAAUUACUCCAACAAAAGAAACGACCCGGGCUACAUCUACAUCUCCAACAACAACCUCCCGCUCCGCAUGCUGCCGAGGGAGAAACACGCAGAGAGGAAAAGCGAUAUUCUGCUGCGGGCCAAGAGGCACUUCUUGCCUCCCGCCUCGGCCAUGGAGUCUCUCUGCAGUCGGCACUUCAACUCCACCAUCACCGGGCUGUGGAGAAAAUGCCACCGGGAGGGAUUCAACCUCGAAACGGAGGAUUUGAUCUUUAAAGGAUUGGUUCCGCGCUGCACUCCCAUAAAAUACUACUACUCUUCUGCUGCGCUGCCCAGAAACCUGCCAAUCAAUCUAACAAAGACUAUCAGGCAGGAUGAGUGGCACGCACUCCACCUCCAAAGGAUGACCGCCAGCUUCAUAGGCAUGGCCGUGUCCAUCAUCCUGUUCGGUUGGAUCAUAGGCGUGCUGGGCUGCUGUCAGGAGCACGAUCUGAUGCAAUAUGUGGCUGGACUCCUCUUCCUCAUGGGAGGGACAUGCUGCAUUAUCUCCCUCUGCACAUGCGUGGCUGGGAUCAACUUUGAACUGUCCCGCUAUCCUCGCUACAUGUUUGGUAUACCAGAGGACAUCAGUCAUGGUUACGGUUGGUCCAUGUUUUGUGCUUGGGGUGGACUGGGCCUCACAUUGCUGGCAGGCUUCCUGUGCACGCUGGCUCCUUCCCUCUACCCGCCGCACACCCCAGUGGCUCACAAGCCUAGACAGGAGAACGGCUGUGUGUGACAGGCCAUGACCACCUAAACAGACGCCUGUCUCAUCCUGAAACAGUACUGAGCCUUGCUCCGCAGACAGUAUCAUGCAGGGUCUCUGAGAGCCUUCAGACAGAGAAAAAGCACAGGCUCCCAGACAGACAAAAUGACAAGGAGGUGAGAUUUGACUGAAGUUCAGUUCCUCUGGUGCUUUUUUCUGAAUGAACUCUUAUGUGUCAUUGCUUGCUCUCCAAGAAGGGGACAUGAACAUUUCUUCCUAUAAAUUCUGCUAGCUUGAGAAGAGGAAAAAGAAAAAAAGAAAAACUGGCAAAAGUUCAAUAGCACAACUUUGAAACAAACUGUGUUGAAGACAAAAUUAUUGAUGUGCAUCAUCACAUUUCAAAGGGCAACUGUGUAUCAUUAUGUACUCAUUUAAAACUAUAAAUAUGUACAUGUACUUUUUGAACUGUAUGUAUGCAGAUGCAUUUGUGUUUAUUCAAGGAAAAAUAUGAGCAUUAAGACCAAACUGUGUUUUGUUUGUUCUCAAGGUCUUACAUUCAUCAAGAUAUUUUUGGAAAAAUAAAACAGACAUGCAAAACUAACGUUUGUUGCAUAACACAAUAAACUGACAUAUAAAUGUUUUUAUUGAUACACUGAUGUGGGUUCACAUCACACGUUAUGAGCAGUUACCUCAAAGUACUUACAUGUGCAAAUGCCAGCAGCCAGAACAUGACAUGAGUCCGAAACCUAAACAGAAUUAUAACACCAAAAGAAAUAGAUUAGCUAUUCUAAAUCAGACAGAAACAAGUAGGUAAGUAAUUUUCUGCUGUCGGUCAGAGGUAAAUAAAAUCCCUUUUUAUAUAUUACACUGACACAUAUAAUACAAUAAAAUAAAUGUUUUAAAAUCCAAAAUCUAUUCAAUGCUCUUUGGGGAUUUAUCCAUACAUGUAUGCCCAGUUGUAUUCAUUAGAUUCUCUUCUUCUAUUUUAAUUAACAAAUAAAUUUAAAUCAGCAUAGUUAAAGCCAUUGCUUCACACAUAUGUUGCAGGAGAACUGUUUUACUUUCUGUUACUUGCAGUGAGAAAUGAAAGGAAAUAUAACGACUCCUAGGUAUUUCUUUGUGUAAAACCUAUUUGUUGCAAAGAGAACAGUAUGUGACUUAAAUGUAGCCGUGAAAUACUUGUAAGGCUAAAAGAUGAAUAGCUUCACAAAAUUCAGAACUGAUGGAACUAAAUAUUGUGUCUCUGUCCACAUCGAGAGGGCGCCUUAGGUUUUUAUGGUUCACUGCCUACACAACAAAACCAACAAAUUAAGCAUUAAAAAACAGAAGGUUUAGAAAAAUAAAAAAAUUCAGAAAACAAUGCAAAGCAAUUCAUUAUUUUGAUUUGUCUCACUUUUGACUCCAUCCAUCCAUCCAUCCAUCCGUCCAUCCAUCCAUCCAUCCAUGUAUGUUUUGGUUGCUUUUGUUGUUGUUGUGUCUUAUGUGAUAUUGUGAUGUGUCACAGUUUCUUACAAUUUCAAAGCCUUUCUUGGAUGUUUAUCAUUGUUGCCAGGUCAAUGUUCAGUAUGCCAAUUAUCAUAGUUUUACUAAACUUAGUAUUACUUUCUAAGGAACAAUAAUGUUUUCAUUAGCACUAAUCAUAUAAAGUAUUUCUGGACUUGUUUUUUUUCUUAUGUUAAUCUUAAAAUGAGUUUUUUCCAACUCAAAAUAGAUUCAGCUUUAGUUCUGUUGUCAACAAAAAUAUCCUAAAGGUCAAUGAAACUUAAAAUAAAUUUUUGUUGCGAAGUGGAUCAAUCUUUGCAUUUUAAUCACACAUGCUGAUAAAUAAAACAUGUGGUCACAGUUGUCUCUCUGUAGUUACAGCAGGGCUACUAACACAUGGUCUAUUUCUACUUGACAGACACACGUGUUAUUUUGCAGGCUUUUUGCUCAGUACAGAGAGGAGGGGGUCAAAGUUUUCUCAGGUCAGCUCGGUUCUACAUUCCUGACCUUUCUUUGUUUGUCCUUAACAUGUGUUUGAGUGGAAAACAGUCUGCACUCUUUAAACACUCUCUGAUGUUUUGUGCCUCAACACAAAAAUGACUCAAUGUACAGAAAAUGUUUUAUUUUUUUUUGUUUUACAUUCAGAAUUGCAGAUUUAAGUCAAAAAAUAAAAAUAAAAUGAGAAGAUGGGACUUCUUGUGAGAAGAGCUGUGACCCACUCUACCUUUGUCUGACAUUGUGGAAAAUGUAACCGUAUUUCUCAGUCAAAUCUUCUGAGCCCUGUGCGGUGCCUCUGGAAAUUAAGAGAAGUACAGACAUAUAGGGUUUCUGUGCACACAAAGCUCCUGCAGUUCAGGUUUUUUUUUUUAAAGAUGCCGGUCUGCCAUAUGCUGAGCUAUAGAGAGCUGUUUUAAAAAGGGGGUCCCUCAGGGGAAGCUGGACUGUGAGGAAAACCAGACAGAGGAAAUCACACCCAGUUGCGCCCAUGGCAGCCCAUCUGUCUGCAGAAAGUAUCUCAGUUAAUAGGUGGGUGCACGCUUCUCGUUGCUUGUUUGUGGAUUGUUUUGCAGAUGUUGGGUGAAACGAGUGAAUUUUAUACAGUAAUUAAACAAUUCACAGAUUACAGAAGGCUUUGAAAGUAUAAAGAUUUAGGGAGUUCAGACUAAAACAGGCUAUAAACUUGCAUUUUCCCUUUCCAGGACUCUAAAAAUAUUCCUCCAUGAACAGUAUUUCUAAAAUGAGGACUUGUUUUCCAGCUCGAAAGACGGGCAACAGAAGCAUUUUAAUUAAGAUGAAAGCAAACUGCAUUUUGCGGAAAGCUCUAUUUAAAGUAAACUAGCCUUAUCUGGGGCUGUUUAAGAGUUUAACAAUGUAAUAUUUCACAUGAAACAUGACAGAUAAAAGUGCAGAUAAUAGUGACAGUGGCUGCUUUGGAGCAAAGAUAUACUUCAGCAGAUGAUUUCCAGAUGGUUCACAGGAGGCAGCAACAGAAUUUCAACGCCCAUUAACCAAGUCAAAGGGAUAGUCAAGUCUGCCACUUGCAUAGUUCCAGCAAUAACAGUAGUGACAAAAUGGUGUGAACCGAAAGCAAGAAGACA
Girardinichthys multiradiatus is the source of this 4438-nucleotide messenger RNA. RefSeq names its product transmembrane protein 276a (gene tmem276a). Lineage: Eukaryota; Metazoa; Chordata; Actinopteri; Cyprinodontiformes; Goodeidae. Bases 504 to 1391 code for a protein of 295 amino acids. The record is from RefSeq and is a predicted model, not a curated record. Gene Ontology annotation, cellular component: membrane. The transcript is spliced from 4 exons.